Messenger RNA from Exophiala spinifera, 4380 nucleotides. RefSeq lists its product as uncharacterized. The record is from RefSeq and is a predicted model, not a curated record. NCBI's taxonomy places the organism in Eukaryota, Fungi, Ascomycota, Eurotiomycetes, Chaetothyriales, Herpotrichiellaceae. The transcript has 2 exons. Bases 1 to 4380 code for a protein of 1459 amino acids.
AUGUCACAACACUAUCACUCAGUGUCAAGUCAAGUUUUCGACGACAAUAGCAAUUCAGAAUCCCUCCCAUUACGUCCAAUUCAUCGACGAGAGGCGAGUGACGCGGAAUAUCUCUCGCUAGACGGUCAGCGGGUUUCAGAAUCGUUGAACUCCCCAAGAGACGCUCAUUCACGGCAUGAGACACGGCUCCAUCGAGUCGCAAGGGGAGAACCGCAGUACCUCUCCCUUCAGAAUGCCGAAUUUGUUGAUGAGCCCUCUCCUCACUCGCCGGAACUACCUCCAGGCACCAAAACCCCGGCCACAAGGCCAUCAUGGAAGCCAUACCCUCUGCAGUGGCCUUUCCUCCUAACCACACUUUCAAUUGCAUUGCUGCUGGGCCUUGUGGUUAUAUUUCUGUUGGCUUACUCUGCUACCCACCACGGCCUUGGAAGAGAUGACGGCUCCUCCAGUGUGCUCUUUGGCUGGCGUUUCACCCCGACCUUGAUAACAGUUCUUUAUUCCAUUCUUACGGCAAUGAUAUACAGCGACACCUUGAGAACAGAAUCUUUCUCGCAAAUGUCACACCAAUCGGGCGCCGACUCCGCUUCCAGCAUCUUGAGAAGUAAGGAGCAGUGGUGGACAGUGCUUUGGAGCAGUCUUAGGCGUCGUCACAACCAUGGGCAACUGAAUUUUUAUCUACUGGCGGUCACGCUAGCCGAUAUUAUAGGGUUUCUCCUGAUCAACCCUCUAUCCUCGGCUCUCUUGCAAAGCCAAUCCAUUGACCUUGAGUCGCAGAUUUCAUUUUCUCGUUACCGGGUAGACGAAACCGAGCCCCUUCGCAUGGAGUCGGACGAUCUAGUCUAUUUCCGAACCGUCGGAAACAUACUUCAGAAUCUCACAACAUCGGCGUGGCUCACAGAAAAAUAUGCAGUUGUCCCGUUCUGGCGGCCACCAGGUCCAUCAAUGUCGGAUACCACGCUUACAGGCCUGAAUCAACAAUGGCAGGUUAACUCGUCAGUGUUCUCUGUCACCCUUGAGUGUGAAGCAAUGUCUACCAAUACCACGGAGGCCAAUGAUGGCGCCUUGAUCCUGUCAGACCGUACAGGGUGUGAGACUGCGAUUGGCGUGUGUGGUGAAUCGAUUAAUUCCCUCGGUGGAGGCUCUUGGUUUACGCCGCCGGAUUUUGUAACACCCAUUUGGUGGGAAGAUGACUAUCCGAAGUCAUGCUAUAAUAGCACUGCCGAAUGCGCUGACAGGCAAGUUAUUCUAAUAACCAACAGUACCUGGGAGUUCAAUACAUCAUAUACUACUAGCAAAUGGUUCCGUGCAUCCGCGUGGUCAUGUGGCACAACGUUCUACCGUGCGGAUAUCCCUGUAUCGAUUUCGACGGGUCCAGCUGGGUCUGUACUGGGCGUUGAUGACGCCACAUUCAUCGCCCAUCGAAGGCUUGUUGAGCCAACAGUCCUCAAUACGACUCGGUUCGACAAUGCAUUCUUGAAUCGAAAUUGGACGAGUAUGAUAUACCCAUCCUACCCCAGCUCAACCCCCCAGUGGGGAGGUGUUUCUGUUCUUCUAGCUGCUCUUUAUGACUUUGCUCCGUUGAGCAUGUUCGGGAAAGAAUCUGUGGUGAACCGGGCUCAGAAGAUCAAACAACGAUUCCUGGGUGAGAUGAUGUUGAACACUGUCGCAAGGAACUCGCCGACCCAGCAAGCUGGAACGGUCACUGUCACUGAGCGCCGAGUCCUGGUGAACCUGCCAAUCGCCAUCUCCUUGGCCGUGUUGUUUAUACUAUCUGCUGCCUUGAUCGCUUUUGCCCUCUGGGAAUCAGGUCGUCGCCACUUGAAUCUGUUCCACGACCCUGCCUCGAUUGCUGCUUUGAUUCAGCUCACCGAGGACGACAAACCACUUCGAGAUUACCUUAAAGCCAAACAGCCUGGUUCGAGCCGCCAGGAUGACGCCAAUUUACGCUCUAUGAGACAUUUCCUGCAAGACGGUGCAAUGUCGACCGUUUUGAAUAAUGUGAACAAUGAAGAAAAUGUUGUCACUAAAUCACCAGUGAAGAGAGACGAGAAUCUCCCGUUCCCUCUGCGGCUUUACGCCGGGCUCCUUCUGCUGCUAUUCCUCGCCCUUGUCUUUGCAGCUAUAUUGACCCUGUUCACCCUCGCCCAGACUGUUGGGCUGUACGAGUCGGCCUUCACAUAUGAGACGGAUCUGGUGCCCUCGGAUUCGUCACUCUUUACUUUCGCACCGUAUUCAAUCGUGCCUACAUUGCUGGCCGUCAUCAUCGGCCUGUGGUGGGAUGGACUGGACGACACAUUUCGCAGACUACAACCUUUUGUCACGAUGAGCCGCAAAGCUCUACCAGUGUCACCUAUAAUCGGCUUGUCUUACAUGCCGACAUACUCGGUCGUCUCUGUAAUCAAGGCGCUGAGGAACAGGCAUGAGUAUGUGGCUCUUGUGUCGACGGCCGCGAUCCUUGUUCAAGUACUCACAGUGUCCAUGUCGGCGCUUUGGCAGCGGGCCGAUGGCUCUCGACCCGGCGAUCUCACACUCGCACGCGACUUCGAGCCCAGAACUCAACCGUUUGUGUAUACGUUUGCCGGCACCACUGCCAUGGGCGCGGGAGAUAUAAACGGGCAAGAAAUCAUUUCGAGUUUCUAUGGAAACCUCUCGACGAAUUGGCUCUACUCUGCUGCUCUGCAACUGGCGUACAACGGAUCGGAACCGCCGUGGAGUAGCGACGGAUGGAGCUUUGUGCCGGUCAACUUGUCAUCCAUAUCUGACUCGAGCGUGUACAAGACCACGCCGUCUGCGAAUGACAGAGAUGACACGAGCGCCGCGGCUUCUACAACGACAAAAGCCGUCAACGUCACCGUCACGACCCCUGCACUGAGGGGUGUUCUGGACUGUAGCACUGUCACGCAGUCCAGUAACCUGUCGGGUUGGACGACGCAGUGGGAUCUGACGGACGGCAUGAUCUGGAAUGUGUCCAGGAACCCGACGGUGUUACAACGCGGCUACGAGGUCAAUUCUGGAUUCAAUCUGGCACCCAAGAUCGACGAUUCUACGACACCCAUUCUGUCUCAAUAUCGGACCCUUUUGUGUUGUAGGAACCUGUCCAGCCCCGACGGUGACAGCGGCGCAUCGGCGCUCGGGUACUGGUCCAACAACUACGAGGGGACCUUGGCUUAUGACUUCGACAGCUCGUACGUCACGUACCCCCGCAACUUCACCAUGAAAUGGAUCCGCGGCACCACGGCUCGAAACUGGUACCUGAUGAACGAGACGUACAGUGGCUACUACACAGGCGAAUACGACGACUUCCGACACCUCAUAUGGACACGGGAACCUCAAAUAUCGGCGCUCAACUGCCGGCCUCGAGUCGAGUGGUCCAACGCCAGCGUCACCGUGGACAGGGGCACGGGUCGUGUGUACAAGUACAAGAUCGUGGACGCUGUCCAGGAUCUACCCCAGGCGUUCAGCGACGCGUAUCUCGAGCACGAUUACGUCGCGCCCGGCGACAACGCCACGGACGGUGUGUUCCACAAUCAGUACACCGUCAGUUUCGGCGUGUUGUUCCAGGACGCGAUGUUGUUUGCGUCUGACUUGCAGAAGUUCUGGCCUUCCGGAGGUAGCAGCGAGAGUUCCGUCGAGGACCUGGACGACAAGAACUUCAAUAUCCGGAUCGAGGGAAAAGGCCUCAACGCCGACCUCAUGUCGUUCGCCAUGUACCAGCUUGCCAGCGGCAAUGUUGACGCGCUGAUGGACCUCGGACGCAUGGAACAGCUGGGCCAGAAAGUCUUCACGACCUUCUUCCAGCACUUUGUCUCGGCGAACGUCUCGGCAGAAGGGGGCGGCUGGGGUUUCCAGAAAAUCGGCGCCACGCUGCCUGCGAUCCUCGCGCCCCUCGCGAACGGGACCCAGCCAGACACGAACUCGAGUUUGACAGCCGCCGCCGACACGCAAGUGCGCGUGCACGUCGAGAUCGCCGUCGAGGUUCUCCAGAUGAGUCCCGUCGCCGUAUACUUGUCGCUGAGCAUUUUGUUCGUGUUGAUCGUCGUGACGUUGUUCGUGUAUACUUUUGGGUACGCGCUGUUCAGAAACCUCCGGUCCAGGUUCGAAAAUCUGGCCGGCGUGGUCAGUGUGGUUGCCGACAGUGAGAGGUUGAGAAGGUGGGUGAGAGAUCAUCCGAAUCCAGAGACGUGGGGGAGAGAAAGAACAAGAUCAGGCCACGAGGCACCGCUUGUAAAGUUGGGCACGUUCGUUGGGAGUGACGGGAACGAGAGGUGGGGGAUAGAAAUCGUGACUGACGGUGAAGAGAAGAAUUGGCCGGUCACAUCAGACGCGGAGUCGGUAGCAAACGGGGGCUGGCGAGGAGUCAGUAGUGGAGGGAGGCCAUAG